GUAGCCGAGAGAGAGAGAGGGAGGGCGAGAGGGAGCCGAUCCUGCAGAAGCGGACGAGGCGACGCUCCUCGAGAAGAGUCUCUUUCCUCCUCCUGUUUUUAUGAUAUUCACGCAAUUUCCGGGAAUUUCCUCAACUUCUCAUUCCCUCCCGCUUUACGGCUUCCCCUCCCGGAAGAGUUUCUUCGAUUUUGUUUCUGGUUCAUUUAUCCUGCUUUCUUGUUUUAUCUGCUGGGAUCGGCGAUGGCGUGGACGCUUGCGGGCAUGCGCGUGCCUCUCGGUGUGGGCGAGGGCUUCGGGUCGAGACCGGGCGGCGAGAGAAGGACGCCUUCUCUUCGUUAUCUUUGCUUUCAGAAGCACCCUGCGCCCCAUCAGGUUUCUUCUAUAAGGAGGUUAUCUUCCAGGAGGACUUCAUCUUACGAUACAGAGUCAACAGCUUCAACCAUGAAUACUUCAGAUAAUGUUCUUGUUCCCGGAAUCCAGAGUGACAUUUCAACAUCUACUGAGGAGAGCCCCCAAGUUGAUAAUGAGGAUGUCCCCCAAGUUGACACUGAUGAUGUACCCCAAGUUGAUACUGAGGAUGUCCCCCAAGUUCAAACGGAGAAAGUUCAGGUAAUUGAGGAAAAUAUGGAGCAAUCAACAAAGAAUGAUGCUGCUUGGAAAACUGAACGCAGGUCUAUACCUCCUUGUAGUAACGGCCAGAGGAUCUAUGAAAUAGAUCCACUUUUAAAAGCUCACCGAACGCAUCUUGAUUAUAGGUAUUCACAUUAUAGGAGAAUGAGGCAUCUUAUUGAUCAAAAUGAGGGGGGCUUGGAUGCAUUUUCUCGUGGAUAUGAGAAAUUUGGCUUUAAUCGUAGUGCUGAUGGAAUAACGUAUCGAGAAUGGGCUCCUGGAGCAAAGUCAGCUUCUCUUGUUGGCGAUUUCAACAAUUGGAAUCCCAAUGCAGAUAUCAUGGCACGGAAUGAGUUUGGUGUUUGGGAAAUUUUCUUGCCAAAUAAUGCUGAUGGCUCACCACCAAUCCCUCAUGGAUCACGUGUGAAGAUCCACAUGGAAACUCCAUCUGGCAUCAAAGAUUCAAUUCCUGCUUGGAUUAAGUUCUCUGUGCAAGCCCCUGGGGAAAUCCCGUAUAAUGGCAUAUAUUAUGAUCCACUUCCUGAGGAAAAAUUUGAAUUCAAGCAUCCCCAGCCAAAAGCACCUAAAUCAUUGAGGAUAUAUGAAGCACAUGUUGGGAUGAGUAGUCCGGAACCUAAGAUAAACACAUAUGCUAACUUCAGAGAUGAAGUGCUCCCACGGAUCAAAAAGCUGGGAUAUAAUGCUGUUCAACUUAUGGCUAUUCAAGAGCACUCAUACUAUGCGAGCUUUGGGUAUCAUGUAACAAAUUUUUUUGCAGUAAGCAGUCGUUGUGGCACCCCUGAUGAUCUUAAAUCACUUAUUGAUAAGGCUCAUGAACUGGGGUUGCUUGUUCUUAUGGAUAUAGUACACAGCCAUGCUUCAAACAACGUGCUGGAUGGCUUGAACAUGUUUGAUGGUACAGAUUCACACUAUUUCCACACUGGUCCACGAGGUUAUCAUUGGAUGUGGGACUCUCGCCUCUUUAACUAUGGAAAUUGGGAGGUAUUGAGGUUUCUGCUCUCUAACGUGAGAUGGUGGCUGGAGGAAUACAGAUUUGAUGGUUUUAGAUUUGAUGGUGUCACCUCAAUGAUGUAUACUCACCAUGGUUUGCAGGUGGCAUUUACGGGAAAUUAUAAUGAGUACUUUGGAUUUGCAACUGAUGUAGAUGCUGUGGUUUAUUUGAUGCUUGCUAAUGACCUUAUACAUGGUCUCUUUCCUGAAGCAGUUUCUGUUGGUGAAGAUGUUAGUGGGAUGCCAACAUUUUGCAUUCCUGUGAAGGAUGGAGGGGUUGGGUUUGACUAUCGCCUUCACAUGGCUAUUGCAGAUAAAUGGAUUGAGCUCCUCUCAAAGAAAAAGGAUGAGGAGUGGUUAAUGGGUGACAUUGUUCACACACUUUCAAAUCGAAGAUGGCUGGAGAAAUGUGUUGCAUAUGCAGAGAGUCACGAUCAAGCACUUGUUGGUGACAAGACUAUUGCGUUUUGGCUGAUGGACAAGGAUAUGUAUGAUUUCAUGGCCCUAGAUAGACCAUCAACUCCUUUGGUAGACCGUGGGAUAGCCCUGCACAAAAUGAUUAGACUCAUAACAAUGGGUUUGGGUGGGGAAGGAUAUCUCAACUUCAUGGGAAAUGAGUUUGGACAUCCAGAAUGGAUAGACUUCCCAAGGGAUGAGCAACGUCUUCCUGAUGGUCGUAUAAUUCCUGGGAACAAUAACAGCUUUGAUAAGUGUAGACGAAGAUUUGAUCUGGGGGAUGCGGAUUACCUUAGAUACCAUGGCAUGCAAGAAUUUGAUCAAGCAAUGCAGCAUCUUGAAGAAGAAUAUGGUUUUAUGACUUCAGAGCAUCAAUAUGUCUCAAGAAAGAAUGAAGGCGACAAAGUGAUUGUGUUUGAAAGAGGGAAUCUUGUAUUUGCUUUUAAUUUCCACUGGAGCAAAAGCUUCACAGAUUAUAGGGUCGGUUGCUUAAAGCCUGGAAAGUAUAAGGUGGUCUUGGAUUCAGAUGACAAGCUGUUUGGUGGUUUUGACAGGAUAGAUCUCAAUGCACGUUACUUUACAACAGAUGGUUGGUUUGAUGACCGCCCUCACUCCAUGUUGGUCUACAUCCCUUGUAGAACAGCGGUUGUCUAUGCUCUAUCCGAGGACUGAAAUAUCGGAUGUCCACAUGAUUGAACACUAAUAGCUUUGCAAGGGGCACUCUCCACGUCAGGUCUGCACAUUCUCUGUGCAGUCAGGAGCCGAACGCCGGCAAGUCCCCUUUAUAUAAUCAAGUGGUGAGGGUGGAUACACAGAAAAGGAACUUGCUUUCUUUGCAAAUUUUUAUUUAUAGAAAUCUCUUUUAGUUUUGGUGCAAGGUUUAUUGACCUGAACUGCUUAUGCCCGUCAUACCAUCUGUUACGAGCUGUUGUGAGAAAUGUAUUAUAAACGAAACAGUUUCCUCGUCA
Molecule: messenger RNA, 3044 nt
Organism: Nymphaea colorata (pocket water lily)
Lineage: Eukaryota; Viridiplantae; Streptophyta; Magnoliopsida; Nymphaeales; Nymphaeaceae
Product: 1,4-alpha-glucan-branching enzyme 1, chloroplastic/amyloplastic
Exons: 23
Coding region: 241-2748 (835 amino acids)
Biological process (GO): glycogen biosynthetic process; starch metabolic process
Cellular component (GO): cytoplasm
Molecular function (GO): hydrolase activity, hydrolyzing O-glycosyl compounds; 1,4-alpha-glucan branching enzyme activity; cation binding
Source: RefSeq, a predicted model, not a curated record